This is a messenger RNA of Chrysoperla carnea, 3209 nucleotides long. RefSeq names its product apoptosis-inducing factor 3. Lineage: Eukaryota; Metazoa; Arthropoda; Insecta; Neuroptera; Chrysopidae. Gene Ontology annotation, molecular function: oxidoreductase activity, acting on NAD(P)H; flavin adenine dinucleotide binding; 2 iron, 2 sulfur cluster binding. Bases 11 to 1765 code for a protein of 584 amino acids. The record is from RefSeq and is a predicted model, not a curated record. Gene Ontology annotation, cellular component: cytoplasm. The transcript is spliced from 2 exons.
AAUAUUAUACAUGGUGCAAAGGCGCAGUUUCAAUUUGAUAUUGAAUAGUAUUAGUUUAUUGCGAAAGCAAACAAUAUUAUUCAAUUUUCAUACGAUGGGUUCAUCAAACUGUAAAUCAUUUUCACCGCAAAAAGCAGCGGAAAAUUGUGGUGUUGUAAAUCCUUCAAAGAUGACCUCACAUUCAGAAGUUGAUUACAUCGAAGGUGUGGUAUGUAAAGAAAGUGAUAUUCAAGAAAAUGAAAUGAAAACAUUUGAUUUAGGAGAAGGUAAAAUUCUUUUAAUCAAACAAAAUGGUGUUUUAAGUGCAAUAGGAAAUAAGUGUACACAUUAUGGGGCUCCCUUAAUUAAUGGAGCACUUGGUGAUGGUCGUGUACGUUGUCCAUGGCACGGAGCUUGUUUUAAUACAAAAACUGGAGAUAUUGAAGAUUUUCCUGGUUUAGAUUCUGUACCUUGUUACGAAGUAACCUUAGAAAAUGGUGAUGUUCAUGUUCGUGGAAAGUUAUCUGAUUUGAAAACAUCAAAACGGACAAAACCAUUUGCAAGUAAAUGUGCGUCUGUGGAUAAUACGUAUGUUGUAAUCGGUGGAGGACCAUCAGCUGCGAUUUGUGCGGAAACUAUACGACAAUCAGGAUUUACAGGAACUAUCAAGAUGAUUUGUAGGGAAAAGUAUCUUCCGUAUGAUCGAAUUAAAUUAUCAAAACAGUUGGAUGCUGAUGUUGAAAAAUUACAAUUCCGUACCCCAGCAUUUUAUAAAGAUGGAAAUAUUGAUGUUUUAACUAAUGUUGAAGCCACUGCGUUAAAUAGCAAAGAUAAAGUUGUAAGUUUAAGUAAUGGUGACAAAAUUAAUUACACAAAAUGUUUUAUUGCUACUGGUUCGGACGCGCGAAAACCAACUAUUGAAGGAAGCAACUUAAAAAAUAUUUACACUCUUCGUGAAUACGAUGAUACAUCUAAAAUACGCACUUUAAUAAAACCUGAAAAUGAAGUUGUUAUUCUUGGUUCUAGUUUCAUAGGACUCGAAGCAGCAGCAUAUUGUGUUGGUAAAGUAGCUAAAGUUACAGUAAUUGGCCAGACUUCUGUACCAUUAGAAAAGGUUUUCGGUCAACCAAUUGGGGCUAGGUUAAAAGAAUUAUUUGAAGAAAAAGGAGUCAAUUUUGUAAUGAAAAGCGGCAUUAAAAAAUUCAUUGGUUCAGAUGGUGCAUUAACUUCCGUCGAACUUAAUGAUGGCUCUGUACUGAAAGCUGAUGUAUGUAUCGCUGGUAUUGGCUCGACAUUCAAUACAAAUUUUCUCAAAGACAGUGGUAUUGAAAUUAGAAGUGAUGGAUCAAUUCCAGUUAACAGUUUUAUGGAGACUAACGUACCUGGAGUAUACGCUGGUGGGGAUAUUGCUUAUGCUCCCAUAUAUUCGAAUAACAAUGAACCUGCAGCAAUUGGACACAUUGGUUUGGCAUCAUACCAUGGUAAAAUUGCAGCGUUGAAUAUGGUGGGAAAAACAACUGAAAGUAAAUCGGUACCAUUCUUUUGGACGAUGAUAUUUGGUAAAUCGGUACGAUACUCUGGAUAUGGUCAACAUGAUGAUUUAAAAGUUGAAGGUGAUCUUAAAGAAUUGAAAUUUGUUUGUUUCUAUUUCAAAGGCGAUAAGGUUAUUGGAAUAGCAAGUUGUAAUAGGGAUCCAAUUGUUGCUAAGUUUGCGGAAUUAUCUUCUCAAGGAAAGCAUCUUAAUAAAAAUGAUAUACUCAAAGAUCCUUUUGGCUGGUCCAAUUAGAUUUGAUAUUUUUCCCGGAUAAUUUUCGAUAUAAUAAUCUAUUAAUAAGUUGAUUAAUUAGUUACUUAAAUGUUGAAUUUAAAGAUAUUUAUUAAGAAUGUUAUCUCGAAUUGUAAUAACUAUUGAAUUCAGGUCUAGCGCAAAGAACCAACCCUGAUUGAAAUAGCUUAUCUGAUUUUUUAAACUUUAUUUUUGAGUAAUUAAAUUAAACUAGAAAACACACUAUGUAGAAUUUUAAAAUUAUAUUAAAGAAGGUUCGUAUAUAGCAUUACGAAUUUUUAUCGAAACCGUAUAAUGAAAAAGUUUGUUGUAGGACCAACAUUUCUUCUGGUAAAAAUUCGUCUCAUUUUAUGAAGACACCUUUAUAAAAAAAAGAUUACUAAUUUUUAUAAAAAGAAUAUGUGAGAUACCAGAUAAUCUUUGUUUAAAAAUAAUUUGUUAACUAUAUAUAAAUUUGAAUAUCAAACUAAGAGUAUUAUGCUUUAUCAAGAUAGUCCAGGAAUAUAAAGGUUGUUUUGCUUAAAAAAAUCCAAGUGAAGUUUUUUCACAGGAUUUCAUAUUCGCAAUAAAAAAAAAAAAAUAAUAAUCUAGGGCAAAGGUCGCGAAAUAGGUUUUUUCAAAUAUCUCGUGAACUAUUUAGUUUAUGACAGUUUUAGCUGUUAUAUAAUUUGUGAGUUAAUUUUACAUAGAAAAAGUUCUAUACAAAAUUUCCGUAGAAGCAAUAGCUUUCGAAAUAUUUAACUGAGAAAAGUUAAUAAUAAUAAAGAGUAUUUUAUAAAAUAAAUGAACGAAGUAUAUUUAUUAAUAAAAAGCUUUUACGCUCAGGAAAGUUGUUUGAUUCAUACAUUCAUUUUUUUUCUGUGAUGUUCAUAAAUAAAUAAUUAUUAUUUAUAUUGCAAUGUCAAAUAAUUUGUGCUUCAUAUGUAAUGAAACUUUUUCAGCCAAAUAUUUUGAGUACUAUUACUUCUACGGAUAUUUGUAUAGAACAUUUACUAUGUAAAAUUAACUCACGAACAAAUUUUAUAAUACCUAAAUCGCCCUAAACUUAACGAGAUAUUUGAAGAGAACCUAUUUUCUCGGCCUUUGACCUUAAAUAAUUUUUUUAGCAUAUUGAUUUUGCAAUGGACUUUUCUUAAAGGAAAUUUCAUUUAAGCAAAUCGUUAUUUUUCUGAGUUAAAGAUCUAUCUAAAAAAACCAACUAAUUCGUAUUAAUUUUAUUGUGAGGCAAAUAUUAAGCCUUCAGAUUUAAGAAGAGAGGAUUUAUUUUGAAAUGAGACCGCAAUUCUUAUCGAACGUAACAUGUUAUUUUUAGAAGUAAAAUAUAAAAAGAUUGUGUCAUUUUAAAAUAAAAUCACUUUACUGAAAAUUGUAAGUGCGAUUUCGUGGUAUGAACUUGCACAUUAAAAAACACAAAUAAUUCAUGCUUGUAAAAUAAAAAUAAAUA